AAUAUUUCCGUCACACACGAAGGUCGUUUGGUGAACUAUAUAAACUAGGGUUGUACAGCGAUUACAUAUUAGUACUGUAAUAAGUUUGCAUAACAAAUCGGGAAAAUGCAGAGCUCGAUAACCCUCGCUUUAGCGAUCCUUGCCAUAGUGGGAAGUUCUUCCGCUUCAGUCGGUCAUGGCGUUGUCUUACAAGGAGCCCUUCCACUUUCUGGAGUCAUCGCUAGUCGUGGUAUCGUGGCUGCUCCUGGAAUCGUAGCAGGCCCCGCCAUCGUAGCAGCUCCAGGUCUCCUUGGUGCUGGUGCCAUAGGAAACUCAAUCGUAGCCUCUAAUGCCGCCCUUGCUGCUGGUGCAGCUAUCGGAGCCCACAAUGCUGCAGCAGCUCAUGUCGCCAAUGGAAUAGCUGCUGCAAACGGAAUAGCUGCUGCAAAUAGAAUAGCUGCUGCAAAUAGAAUAGCUGCAGCCAAUUCAAUCGCUGCUGCGAAUUCAUUCGCUGCAUCUAAUUCAAUAGCCGCCAUCAACGGAGCUGCAGCAGCACAGGCUGCCAUCAAUGGAGCAGCUGCAGCACAGGCCGCCAUCAAUGGAGCAGCUGCAGUACAGGCCGCCAACUCGAUAGCUGCCUACAAUGGAGCUGCUGCAGCCCAGUCAGCAGCAGCCGCUCAAAUAGCAAACGCUAACGGAAUAGCAGCCGCAAGUCGUGCAGCGGAAAUCAACGCCGCAGCCAGAAUCGCUUCAGCCAAUAGUCUUGCCGCAGCUAGCAGAGCUUCAGAGGCCCAAUCCAUAUCCGCUGCUCAGAUUGCCUCAGCUAACGGUCUCGCACUGGCCAGUCGCGCAGCUGAAGCCCAAGCUGCUGCUCAAUACUCUGCAGCUCAAAUCAACGCAGCUGCACAGGUACAAUCUGCAAAUCGCAUAGCUGCCGCUAACGAGGCCAUCGCAGCUGCUAGAGCAGCCGAAGCAGCUCAAGCAGCCUCCGUAGCACGUGCUGGUGAAGCAGCUGCCGUAGCACAGACAAGUCGUUUGGUAGCGGAAGGUCAAAUAGCUGCAGCUGGUCAACAAUCUGCAGCAGCAGCUGCUGAAAGAGCUACUCUGGCUGGUGCAGCACUAGCUGCUGCGUCCAGGCCAAUCAUUAGUCCAAUAGUAGCUGCCGCGCCAAUUGUAGCUGCUGCUCCCGUUGUAGAAGUUGGCCCCCUUGCUAUCGGAUCAUCCCUUGCAGCAUCAGCUGCCCGCUUGGGAGCUGCUGCUAAUGCUGCCUCCGCAGGGGCUAGUUUACUGGGAGCUGGAGUUGGCUAUGGUGCUGGAAGUUUGGGUAUUGCCGGUGCUAAUAUUGCUCGAGGAGGGAUUGCAGGUGCAGGGAUUGGAAUAGGUCAUGCAGGUAUUGCUCGUGUGGGUGCUGGUUACGGACAUGCUGGUAGUCGUUGGUAAUUUUGGAACAACAACGAGGAGAUUCAUGCUGACUUAUUUAUUAACUUAAUAUGAUUGUUACCUCAGUCAAAAUAUAGUCAAUUAUUUAUAACCAAAUGCGAAUAAACAAAAUACUGAA
Leptinotarsa decemlineata (Colorado potato beetle) is the source of this 1537-nucleotide messenger RNA. RefSeq lists its product as uncharacterized. The record is from RefSeq and is a predicted model, not a curated record. NCBI's taxonomy places the organism in Eukaryota, Metazoa, Arthropoda, Insecta, Coleoptera, Chrysomelidae.